This is a messenger RNA of Raphanus sativus (radish), 540 nucleotides long. RefSeq lists its product as uncharacterized. NCBI's taxonomy places the organism in Eukaryota, Viridiplantae, Streptophyta, Magnoliopsida, Brassicales, Brassicaceae. The record is from RefSeq and is a predicted model, not a curated record. The coding region runs from base 97 to 387 and encodes 96 amino acids. The transcript has 3 exons.
CGAAGCUUGACUUCUCUUUUUUUUUUGUCCCUUUCGUUCAGAGUUUCUCUCCAAGUCGAAUCGAGAAAAGGUGGAAACAUUAACAUCUCUUGUAAGAUGGGAGCUCAAGGGAAUGAGAAGCACCUCGAGGAGUGCACUGUCUCCAAUGCACUAGGGACGUGGGUGUUCUCAGUGCUCGGCGCAUUGGUUGCUAUUCCGGUGGGAAUAAAACGCAAGUCUCUAGGUCCACUCGUGUUCUUCGGCACAACCGGAACCAUGCUCGACAUCAUCAUCGGGGUGACUCAGUGCGAGAGAGAACACGCUGAACACCAAAAGAAGUUGCUCCAAGACUCUCAAAAUGCCGAAAUAAACAACAACAACAACGCAGACACCGAUUCCAUUUCCUAAAAAUCUUCUCUCCAGUUUAUUUUCCAGUAGAGACUUUAUUUUUUGUUAUAUCAAAACUUGUUUCAGAACGUGAUUACUCCAUGUGUGUGUUGAGAGAACAAAGAACAAAGCUUUUUUGAUGAUUGCUUAAAAAAUAAAAAACGUUGUUUUUAA